CGACCCAGAUGCCUCAGCGAUGUUUAACAUGCAGAAAAGUCAGGCGAAUCUUAAUGGCUCGCUUGCUCCGCUUGAAUAAAGUGCGACGCCCAAGUGCACUGGCACUGACUGCGGGAAGGCGACUGAAAUGUGCUGUUCGCACUUUGAGGCGGAGGAACAGGGAAGUGCACACCCUGCAUGAAGUCGUGCAAAAGUUGCGACAAAAGAAUUCCUCUAUAAAGAAAAACAGUUUUGAGGCAAAAGUAAGCUAUUUUACUUUUUCAGAUUUGAUGUCUAAAAUAAACGUUGCUGUUGUGCUUUUGUUUCAGAUCAAGCAGCUUCCAAAAAAGCAGCAGUGUGCAGUCAGAGCAUGUUUCGAGGCAUCGAAGCGGCUAUCCCUGCGGGGAUAGCGAUAUGAUAAAGCAUGGCUCUUGGAGUGCAUGAUUUUAAGGAUGAAGAGGCCUAGAUUAUAGGAGCAUUUGAGGGGCCAUAAGAAUCUUGUACUUCCCAGCCGUGUGUGCCUACAAAAGUACAUCAAGAUAUGCAACUACGUGUUUUUUAUUGAGUAUAAUUUAAUCAUUAUUAUCUUAUAUUUGCAGGCUUUCAAAGCAUAUUAUGGUUUCAGCCGUAAACUUCUUGAGUGUGUGAAGGAAAAGGCCAGCGAAAUGGACGAAAUGAACAGGCAUGGUAGGCUAGUUAUAGAUGAGAUGAAACUUUCCACACACCUUGACCUCAAAUCUACUACGGAUAUUGAGGGCUUCGUAAACCUGGGCCAGUUCACCGAAGCACAAGACAAGCACACAAAAGCUGAUCACGGCCUAGUUGUUAUCUUUCAGCCUUUCGUGGGGAAAUGGACACAGGUCAUAGGUGUCUUUGCUUCAAAUGGAAACGCAAUUCUUCUAUGCGAGCGAGCUGGUCUGCAUGUGGACUACAUCUGUACUGACGGUGCAUCAUGGAACCGUGCCAUGUGGCAUAGCAUGGGUGUGCAUGGCAAUGCUAAACACGUGCGAUGCAAGGUUACACAUCCAUGCGACAAGAAGCGGUUCCUGCAUUUCAUCUCAGAUUUUCCCCAUCUCGUGAAAUGUGUGCGAAACACUAUGAUUAGGCACGGCUUCAACACACACAAAGGCCGAGUAUGCAUACUAUUUCAUUGUCUUCAUUAUUUGAAAUGCAGGGCACCUGGGAAGCAGCUGUUGUAAUCACCAAUAUGCAAUCUUGCAGGCUCAUUGGGAACAUGUUUUGCAACAACUUGGAAGGUUGACAGCAGUGCCUUAACAUUAAAAG
Molecule: messenger RNA, 1263 nt
Organism: Dermacentor silvarum
Lineage: Eukaryota; Metazoa; Arthropoda; Arachnida; Ixodida; Ixodidae
Exons: 3
Coding region: 645-1178 (177 amino acids)
Source: RefSeq, a predicted model, not a curated record